Messenger RNA from Notothenia coriiceps (black rockcod), 966 nucleotides. Its product is annotated as sodium/calcium exchanger 1-like. The annotation marks the transcript as partial. Gene Ontology annotation, biological process: cell communication; sodium ion transmembrane transport; calcium ion import across plasma membrane. Lineage: Eukaryota; Metazoa; Chordata; Actinopteri; Perciformes; Nototheniidae. The record is from RefSeq and is a predicted model, not a curated record. Gene Ontology annotation, molecular function: calcium:sodium antiporter activity. Gene Ontology annotation, cellular component: postsynapse; sarcolemma; axon. The transcript is spliced from 2 exons.
UUUAAGGUGGACAUUGAGAUGGAUGGGAAGAUGCUGAACUCUCAUGGUGUUGACUUCCUGGAUGGACCAUUGGGUUUGGAUAUAGAUGAGAAAGACCUGGAUGAAGACGAGACCCGCAGAGACAUGGCCAAGAUCCUGAAAGAGCUCAAACAGAAACACCCUGACAAGGAGGUGGAACAACUCAUUGAGCUUGCCAACUACCAAGUCCUGAGCCAGCAGCAGAAGAGCCGCGCUUUCUACCGAUGCCAGGCCACCCGGCUGAUGACAGGCGCUGGAAACAUCCUGAAGAAACACGCCGCUGAUCAGGCCCGAAAAGCCGUCAGUAUGCACGAGGUUCGCUCUGAUAUCGGUGAUAACGACCCCAUCUCCAAGCUCUUCUUCGACCCCAGUUCUUACCAGUGCCUUGAGAACUGUGGCACAGUGGCGGUGACCGUGGUGCGACGCGGUGGCGAUUUGGGCAAAACGAUUUCUGUGGACUACCGUACAGAAGACGGCACGGCCAACGCCGGCUCGGACUACGAGUUCACCGAGGGCAUGGUGGUCUUCAAGGCUGGCGAGACGAUGAAGGAGAUCCGUGUGGGGAUCAUCGACGACGACAUCUUUGAAGAGGAUGAGAACUUCCUGAUCCACCUAACCAAUGUCAGGAUGUUGACAUCAGAGGGCGAGGAGCCAGAGGAAGGCGAGUCGGCGAAUCACGUGGAAACAAUGGCGUGUCUCGGCCUUCCCGCAACGGCGACCGUUACCAUCUUUGACGACGACCACGCAGGUAUCUUUACGUUUGAGGAGCCGGUAUUCCACGUGAGCGAGAGCGUUGGCACCAUGGAGGUCAAGGUGCUGAGAACGUCAGGAGCCCGCGGCGUGGUAACGCUGCCGUACAAGACGGUGGAGGGAACAGCACGAGGUGGCGGAGAAGACUUCGAAGACAUUCACGGUGUCCUGGAGUUCCAGAACGACGAGAUCUUGUGA